AUGGCAACCUCAGAGGUCGGGUCGAGUAGUGAUGCUGCACCAACAUCACAACGUGAGUAUGAUGUGUUAUUGAAUUUCAGAGGAAAGGACACUCGUUAUGGAUUCACAGACUUCCUCUAUGAAUACUUAGUAGAUGCCGGGGUCCAUGUGUUCAGGGAUGAAGAAGAACUCCCGUUUGGUGAAGUGAUUAGUGAGAAACUUCAACAAGCUAUCAAGAACACCAUGAUCUACAUACCCAUUUUCUCUCAGACUUAUGCUUCCAGUAAAUGGUGCCUCCGUGAGUUGGUGCUCAUGGUAGACUACGUGUCCAAGUCAAAGGGUGAAAAAACUGAUUUUAGGAAACACCGGGAGAACUUCGGUGAUGAAGUCGAGGCAUGGAAAGGAGCUCUUAGAAAGGCAGAUGAACGAAAGGGAUGGGUCAUAAAAAAGGACCAAAGCCAAGCAACGAUUCUCAGAUUAAUUGUUGAAAAGGUUUUGGUGGAGCUGAAGGUAAAACAAAAAUUAGUGACCGAACAUUUAGUUGGCCUUGAUGAUCGGAUAAAAGACUUGACAAAGUUAUUAGAUGUCAACCAAGAUGAUGUGCGGCUCAUUGGAAUUUACGGAAUGGGUGGUGUCGGUAAAACAACCGUUGCCAAGGUCAUCUUCAAUCAACUAUCUUCCCACUUUGGAAAGUAUUGUAGCUUCCUUGAGGGCAUUCGAGAAAGGUCGACCAAAGAGAGCAUAGUCCAGUUGCAGAGGAAAUUGCUAUGUGACAUUGUUUCUUCUGGGUCUGUCGGAAAAUUUGAGGAUAGUGAAGAAGGAAUGAGGAGGAUUGGAGAAACACUCGGCAAUAAGAAAAUCCUUGUGGUUCUAGAUGAUGUCAAUAAAAAAGAGCACAUUAAGAAACUAAUAGGAAAUAAUUCAUUAUAUUCAGGAUCCAGGAUAAUUAUUACAACAAGAAAUACAACUAUUCUACAAGUUGAGGGAUUUAAAGGUGAAAUUCUACUAUAUGAGAUGCUAAAGAUGGAUGAUGAUCUUGCACUUCAACUUUUUUAUCAGCAUGCCUUUGGUGGAGAAUUUCCUUCAGGCAAUUAUCGUUGGCUUUCAAGUGAAAUUGUUUCACAUGCAGGAGGGCUUCCUUUGGCAAUUACAGUGAUAGGUUCGUUACUAAAGGAAAAGGAUGAAGAAUUUUGGAAAGAGACGUUGGUUAGGUUAACGAAAGUACCUGAGAAAGAGAUUUUAGAGAAGUUGAGGAUUAGCUAUGAUGACCUAGACGAACAUCAACAACAAAUUUUUCUCGAUAUAGCAUGCUUCUUCUUCAAUGAAAAUAAGAUUGAUGCCAUUUACAUAUGGACUAAAUUUUAUCCAAGAAGAGGAAUUAAAGUCCUUAUCGAGAGGUGCUUGAUAAAGAUAUUGGACAAUGAUAAGUUGUGGAUGCAUGAUCAACUAAUAGACCUAGGAUGGCAAAUUGUCCAUGAAGAAAGUCCGAGUGACCUUGGAAAGAGGAGUAGGUUGCCAAUUGCAAAAGAGACCCUUGAAGUCAUAAGAACUGAAGAGAGAAAGGACAAGGUUCAAGCCCUUCAAAUAGACGGACGGGAUGCCAUAGAGAUUACAAAUGAAGAAUUUGAAAGGCUACAAAACUUAAGAUUCCUCAAGUUACAUAAUGGAACUUUUGUUGGGGACUUUGCAACAUGUUGUUCGAAGUUGAGUUGGAUUUCUUGGCAACCUCCAUUUCGGGAGUUUGAGGCAGAUAACAUGUAUUUGGAUCAUCUUGUUGUUUUUAAACUUGGCAAGAAUGACUUCACAGAUAAUUCAAAAGCAUGA
Eucalyptus grandis is the source of this 1803-nucleotide messenger RNA. RefSeq names its product disease resistance protein RUN1-like. Bases 1 to 1803 code for a protein of 600 amino acids. The transcript is spliced from 4 exons. The record is from RefSeq and is a predicted model, not a curated record. NCBI's taxonomy places the organism in Eukaryota, Viridiplantae, Streptophyta, Magnoliopsida, Myrtales, Myrtaceae. Gene Ontology annotation, molecular function: ADP binding. Gene Ontology annotation, biological process: defense response; signal transduction.